AUGGACCGACUUAAGGCAGCCAUUCUGAUCGUCUCCGACACAGCCUCUCAGGACCCCGCGUCCGACAAGACGGCCUCCGCUCUGACGCCCAUCUUGACCGCAGAGGGGAAGUGGGAAUCCCCCGCAAUCAAGAUCGUUCCCGACAACGUGUUCCACAUUCAACAGGCGGUUUGCGACUGGACCGAUGGACCCAAUUGGCAUAACCUGAUUCUACUCAGCGGAGGGACCGGCUUCGCAGUCAGAGAUAUCACUCCCGAGGCUGUCUCUCCCCUGAUACAUCGACAUGCCCCGGGCCUCGUUCAUGGUAUGAUCGCCGCUUCGUUGAAAGUAACUCCAUUUGCUAUGAUGUCCAGACCAGUUGCUGGUGUUCGCGACAAGACUUUAAUCAUUACUCUACCUGGCUCUCCAAAAGGAGCCGUGGAAAAUCUCGAAGCUAUUGUAAAGCUUCUUCCUCACGCCUGUCUCCAAUCCGCUGGAGCUAACUCUCGCAACAUGCAUGCCGCUGGAGUAAAGUCGUUGGAGGCCGAGGCUGGCUUUUCAUCGGGCUCAUCUGUCACCCAAACUCAACACAAUCACCAUCAUCAUCACCAUCAUGGCCAUGGCCAUGGUCAUGUAGUCGUGAAGGCACACACUACUCCCCGCUCCAACGACCCAGCAGCCGGUCCUGGCCGCCGUUACCGUGCGUCACCGUACCCAAUGCUCUCAGUGGAGAAGGCGCUCUGCGAGAUUAGCGAGCACACUCCCGAGCCCAUUGUCAUUGAAGCCCCUGUGAACGCAUCCACCGUGGGCUGUGUCGUCGCUGAAGACGUUUACGCCGCCGAGGCGGUGCCGGCAUACCGUGCCAGUACCGUUGACGGCUACGCCAUCAUUGCCUCCGAAGGAGCGAACACAAGCGGCACUUUCCCCGUAGCAUCAAUCACUCAUGCCAACGUCGGCGGUGUUCUGGUGCCACUUCAGCCAGGAACUGUCGCUAGAAUCACCACUGGCGCGCCUCUCCCUCCCAAUGCGAAUGCCGUAGUCAUGGUCGAAGACACCGAGCUGGCCACCACCACCCCCGACGGCAAUGAAGAAGCAACUAUCCAGAUUCUCGCCGAGGACAUCCUUCCUGGUGAAAAUGUCCGCGAACCCGGCAGCGACGUUGCUCUCGGUUCAAAGAUUCUUUCGCGCGGGGACAUCAUCUCUCCCAUCGGCGGUGAGAUCGGUUUGCUUGCUGCCACCGGCACCCAGACGGUUAAGGUAUUCAAGAAGCCCACCGUAGGCGUCUUGAGUACUGGAGACGAACUUGUGGAGCACGACGAUCCCCGCCCUCUCACUGGUGGGCAGAUCCGGGACUCCAAUCGUCCCUCGCUCAUCUCAUGCCUUCAAUCAUGGGGCUUCUCUACUGUCGAUCUCGGCAUUGCACGCGACACACCCGUCGGUGAAUUGGAACAUGCUCUACGCGACUCACUGCGCGGCGUUGGCCGUGCCUCUUCCAGUGUUGACGUGAUCGUCACCACCGGUGGUGUAUCAAUGGGUGAGCUGGAUCUCCUCAAGCCAACCAUCGAACGAUCUCUGGGCGGCACUAUUCACUUCGGCCGUGUUUCUAUGAAGCCCGGAAAGCCUACUACUUUUGCUACUAUCCCCUUCAAGGCGGCUACUAGUGACUCGGGAGCCCUCACCCAGCAAGAACGCCAAUCAAAACUCAUCUUCUCUCUCCCCGGAAACCCCGCCUCUGCCCUGGUCACUCUCAACUUGUUUGUCCUUCCCUCACUGCAUAAGCUCUCUGGUCUUGGCGAGAAUUCCCAGGCACUGUCCACUAAGCCCUGGAUGGCGCCGCAGCUCGGACUGCCCCGCGUUGCCGUCGUCCUGACGCACCACUUCCCUCUCGACCCCAAGCGCACCGAGUACCACCGUGCCGUGGUGACGGGCUCCCGCUCCGAUGGCCGUCUGUAUGCCACCAGUACCGGUAUCGAUGGCGUCGGACAGCGAAGCUCCCGUGUGGGCAGCCUUGCCGCCGCGAACGCCCUAGUCAUCCUGCGCCCUGGCCGUGGCGUGGGCAUCAAGGGCGAGAUCAUGGAAGCGUUGAUGAUGGGGCCUGUCCAUGCAUCCGACACCCGGAUCAUCUGCUAA
Molecule: messenger RNA, 2109 nt
Organism: Penicillium atrosanguineum
Lineage: Eukaryota; Fungi; Ascomycota; Eurotiomycetes; Eurotiales; Aspergillaceae
Product: bifunctional molybdopterin adenylyltransferase MobB/molybdopterin molybdotransferase MoeA family protein
Exons: 4
Coding region: 1-2109 (702 amino acids)
Biological process (GO): molybdenum incorporation into molybdenum-molybdopterin complex; Mo-molybdopterin cofactor biosynthetic process
Cellular component (GO): cytoplasm; cytosol
Molecular function (GO): molybdopterin molybdotransferase activity
Source: RefSeq, a predicted model, not a curated record